Messenger RNA from Hyaloscypha bicolor E, 1311 nucleotides. RefSeq lists its product as uncharacterized. The record is from RefSeq and is a predicted model, not a curated record. Lineage: Eukaryota; Fungi; Ascomycota; Leotiomycetes; Helotiales; Hyaloscyphaceae. The coding region runs from base 1 to 1311 and encodes 436 amino acids. The transcript is spliced from 4 exons.
AUGCCGAGCAGAUUCGAGGUUUCAGGCGAGGCGUGGCCGUGGCUGGUAAUCUUGCACGGAUUGGGGAAUAUCAAAGUGGAUGGGGUUUCAGGGUUUGGCAGAGCGAUCCAGGAGCGGGAUUUGCUGCAGGAUGUGCCGUGUUUCUCGAACAUUUUCCCCUCAGGGUGGAUUCGUUUGGGAGGCGCAGCAGUGCAGCAGCGAUGCCGCGAUGGCACGAUGGCACGAUGCAGGCCCAGAAGCUUUUCUGAUUUGACAAUUGAGGGCGAGGAGCAUUCGCCGCAUCGCUCGUACAAAGCAACCCGGAGACAGCGAGGGGUUCCGCUGGAGGCGGCCUCGGCAAAACGGUUCCUGGGCGACGAACGAGCGAAAGAUGUCGCGCGUCAGUACUGGACCAUCUCCGCGGAUCGAUCUCAGCGGAAGCCAGCUGCUGGGUGGUGUUGGUGCUGGCGCUGGCGCUGGUGGGAAAUCCUCUUAGCUGUUGGCGGGGAAAGGCGAGAGGAGCGCUCUGCCACUUUCCGGCAAGCUCGUCGGCUGAGGAUGAGAAACAUGACACGAGGGAAGGGAAAAGGGAUAAGGGAAAAGCGUAAAGGCGAAAAGGGUAAAGCGAAAAGAGAAAAGCGAAAAGGGGGAGUGGCCUGCCUCCUCCCCUUUCUCACGUGUGAUUUGGCGAGCCUCGUCGGGAGAACACCGCGCCGGGAAGCCCGGCCAGUCUUUUCCGCCGUCGGCAGGGAUCUCCAGUCUCUGCUUAACCUUAAUCUUAGCGGAAAUAGCGGUACGGAAGAGAGGGGUGUCAGGGACUCAGGAGUCAGGCCCAGGGGACUCGAGGAAGAGGUACUCCCUGCCAGCUGGAAAUUGCUUGGCUUGGCUCUUCUUGCAAGGCAGGAUUCCGAAUUCCCGACUUUCCAAGGCUGGGCGGUAGUCAUAGUCAUAGUAGACACAGGUCUCGAGGAAUACUACUUUGUAGCUGCCAGUUACAGGAGCCCCUGGCUGGGCCACGAAAAACCUAUGUACCUGCAAGCUGCAGCCCUUGAACCCACAUCGAUAUGGCCUCGCUUCACUUUACAUGAAGUGAAGAUGAGAUUUGUGACCCUUCUCCUUUCUCUUCCCUCCUCAUCUCAGCUGCUCCCUUUUACGUACGAUCGCCCAUCCCUCUGGUGGCGCUCGUUCGGCCACAUCGUGGCCAGUCUUCCCAUCCCUGUGGCGAUCAAGAAGGUGGAGAAACAUCAAUUUGGAUGCUGGGGCCAUGCAACCAUUCAGCCAUGCGUUGGGACCAUUGGGGCAGGGCUAGGAAGGGAAAGGGGUUGCACUUGA